AUGCACAUCUCCGACGCUGCACAGUCGCCGCUGCUGUCCCCGAACGCGCCCUCCGACACCGCCGUCUUCGCAGGCUUUUUGGCGGCCGACUCCAACAGGCACCAGCCACUAUGCGGUGAUCCGGAGGGCUGGGGGCCAGUGAGCCGCUAUCGCUGGGACCUGACGAGCUGUUUCCUCGACGUGUGGAUAAUGACGGUUGCCGUGUUGCUUGGACUCCUGGGCGGCGCCGCGGCGGUGUACUACCUUCUCCGCAAAUGCACCCCGCAACCUGUGCGGAGGAAUUGGCAUUUCUAUGCGAAGCUGUCCCUCAUCGUCGCUCUCGUUGCCACCCAUGCCUUACAGGCUGCUCUGCAAAUCAAAUACUACAAGCACAUCUGGGCCGGUGACUUCCGGUUCUGGACGACCGUCAUCACCAUCGUUUCGUUCGGCGUCGUUUUUUACAUCCAGUACCUCGAGCACUACCGGUCGCGGAACUCCAAUGGCGUCGUCUUGUUCUACUGGCUGCUCCUGCUCCUCGCCUACGGCGUCAAACUCCGGUCCCUCAUCUCUCAGAAUCUCUACAAGACGCACUUGGCAUACUUUGCGACGUUUUGUGUGAGCGUGGGGCUGGCUUUGACCGAGUUCGUCCUCGAAUGGUUGGUUCCAAAGCAGCUCAGCGCCUACGAUGCGCUCGGCGACGAGGACGAGUGCCCGUAUGAAUAUGCCGACAUCUUCUCUGUUCUUACCUUUAGCUGGAUGACGCCGAUGAUGAAGUACGGUUACAAGAACUUCUUGACGCAGGAUGAUCUAUGGAAUCUGAGGAAGCGGGACACUACAGAGGCCACCGUAGAGGUGUUCACGCACGUCUGGCAACACGAGCUGGACAAGAAGGGCCACCCUUCUCUGUGGAUUGCGAUGGGCAAGGCUUUUGGUGCCCCCUACCUGAGAGGUGCCAUGAUCAAAUGCGGCAGCGAUCUCCUAGCCUUCGUCCAGCCGCAGCUUCUCCGUCUGCUGAUUAGGUUUGUCGAUUCUUAUCGGACAGAUGAUCCUGAACCGCCCAUCCGCGGUGCAGCUAUUGCUCUCGCAAUGUUUGCUGUGUCCGUCACCCAGACGGCUUGUCUCCAUCAGUACUUCCAGAGGGCUUUCGAGACUGGCAUGCGUGUCAAAUCUUCGCUUACUGCCGCGAUUUAUGGAAAGGCUCUGCGUCUCUCAAACGAGGGACGUGCGGCCAAGUCUACCGGCGAUAUUGUGAACUACAUGGCCGUGGAUACCCAGCGUCUUCAAGACCUGACGCAAUUUGGUAUUCAGCUUUGGUCCGCUCCUUUCCAGAUCGUUCUUUGCAUGCUCUCGCUCUACAAGCUUGUGGGAUUGAGCAUGUUGGCCGGUGUUGGCGCCAUGAUAAUUAUGAUUCCCGUCAACGGUUUCAUCGCCCGCAUCAUGAAGACUCUGCAGAAGAAGCAGAUGAAAAAUAAGGACGCCAGGACCAGGCUGAUGACCGAAAUCUUGAACAAUAUGAAGUCCAUCAAGCUCUAUGCGUGGACCACGGCAUUCUUAAACAAGCUCAACUUCAUCCGUAACGACCAGGAACUCAAAACUCUGAGGAAGAUCGGCGCUGCCCAAGCAUUCGCCAACUUUACUUGGUCGACGACUCCUUUCUUGGUGUCUUGCUCUACCUUCGCUGUUUUUGUCCUGACGAACGACCGACCGCUGACCACCGACAUUGUUUUCCCGGCUUUGACGCUUUUCAACCUGUUGACGUUCCCUCUCUCAAUCCUGCCCAUGGUCAUUACCUCCGUCAUCGAAGCCAGCGUCGCUGUCGCGCGUCUCACCAGCUACUUGCUGGCCGAAGAACUUCAAAAGGAUGCAGUCCUCCACGAGCCGCCGGUGGAUGAAGAUGGAGAAGAAAGUGUUCGGAUUCGGGAUGGCACUUUCACCUGGAACAAAUCCGAGUCGAGACUUGCUCUGCAGGACAUCAACUUCACUGCGAGGAGAGGAGAACUCACUUGCGUUGUUGGCCGUGUUGGAGCUGGAAAGUCGUCUUUCCUGCAAGCCAUGCUCGGCGAUCUCUGGAAAGUCAAGGGUAUCGUUGUAGUGAAGGGUAAGACAGCGUAUGUGGCACAGCAGUCGUGGGUCAUGAACGCGUCUGUCAGGGAAAAUAUUGUCUUUGGUUACCGGUGGGACCCGCACUUCUAUGAUCGCACAGUCAAGGCUUGCGCACUCAUAGAUGACUUCGCAUCCCUUCCCGACGGAGAUCAGACAGAAGUCGGAGAGCGUGGUAUUUCACUUUCUGGCGGCCAAAAGGCACGCUUGACGCUGGCCAGAGCUGUUUACGCCCGCGCUGAUAUCUACCUUCUUGACGAUGUCCUUUCCGCCGUGGACCAGCACGUCGGCAGACACAUCAUCGAUAAUGUUUUAGGACCGCACGGUCUGCUCGCAAGUCGAACUCGUAUUCUGGCCACCAACUCGAUCCCCGUGCUCAUGGAAGCGAAUUACGUCCACCUUCUGCGCGAUGGCAAGGUCAUCGAGCAUGGCACCUACGAACAACUGAUGGCGAUGAAGGGAGAAAUUGCUAAUCUUAUCCGUACGGCACACAAUGAAGACUCUGAGGACGAUGGUGAGGUGGGAAGCAGUGACGAAUCCGGAACGGUGUACGGCAUCGGCACAGGAUCCGACGAGCAGCUUGAGACGGAAGAGGCGCAGGAGGGUGUCGGGCAACUGGCUCCAAUCCGGCCAGCCGGCGGCACGGGCCGCAAGCACACUGGUCUUGAGCUGCGUCGUGCUAGCACUGCAAGCUUCCGCGGCCCUCGUGGUAAGCUUACCGAUGAAGAAGGUGCCGGCUUGAAGAGCAAGCAGACAAAGGAGUUUUCGGAACAGGGCAAGGUCAAAUGGAGUGUCUACGCCGAGUAUGCAAAGACCAGCAACCUGAUCGCAGUCGCGAUCUACAUACUCACUCUCGUCGGUGCGCAAAUGGCUCAAAUUGGUGGUAGUGUCUGGUUGAAGCAGUGGUCUGAGGUCAACGGCGAGUACGGCAGUAACCGCAACGUGGGCAAAUACAUCGGCAUCUAUUUUGCUUUUGGGUUUGGCUCCGCUGCACUUGUAGUCGUUCAGACCCUCAUCCUGUGGAUCUUCUGCUCCAUCGAGGCAUCCCGCAAGCUGCAUGAGAGAAUGGCUUUCGCAAUCUUCAGAUCGCCAAUGAGCUUCUUCGAGACCACACCGGCAGGUCGUAUCCUGAAUCGGUUUUCCAGUGACAUCUAUCGCGUGGACGAGGUUCUGGCGCGCACAUUCAACAUGCUCUUCGUCAAUUCAGCAAGAGCUACGUUCACCCUUGCGGUCAUCUCGGCGUCGACGCCCAUCUUCAUUGUGCUGAUCAUCCCGCUCGGGGGGCUGUACCUGUACAUCCAGCGGUACUACUUGCGCACGUCGCGAGAGCUCAAGCGCUUGGACAGUGUUAGCAAGAGCCCCAUCUACGCGCACUUCCAAGAGUCGCUCAGUGGAAUUUCCACCAUCCGUGCUUAUCGGCAGCAGGGCCGCUUUGCCCAGGAAAAUGAGUGGCGCGUGGACGCUAAUCUGCGGGCCUACUUCCCCUCCAUCAAUGCAAACCGUUGGCUUGCGGUCCGGCUCGAGUUCAUUGGCUCAAUCAUCAUCCUGGCGUCCGCAGGCUUUGCCAUCGUCUCUGUGUCAACGGGCAGCGGCCUGUCCGCCGGUAUGGUGGGUUUGGCCAUGUCUUACGCGUUGCAGAUCACCCAAUCACUCAACUGGAUCGUCCGGCAGACUGUGGAGGUUGAGACCAAUAUCGUCUCUGUGGAACGUGUGUUGGAGUACGCUCGCUUGCCGAGCGAAGCGCCCGAUAUCAUUUCCAAGAAUAGGCCCCCGAUCGCGUGGCCGUCCAACGGUGCGGUGAAGUUCAACGACUUCAGCACCAGAUACAGGCCCGGUCUGGACUUGGUGCUGAAAAACAUCAACCUGGACGUCAAGGCACGGGAGAAGAUUGGCGUGGUCGGUCGCACGGGUGCAGGGAAGAGCUCGCUGACCCUGGCCCUCUUCCGCAUCAUUGAGCCGACGGACGGCUGUGUGAGCAUCGACGACCUGAACACAAGCACGAUUGGCCUGCUCGAUCUGCGGCGCCGGCUUGCCAUCAUCCCGCAAGACGCGGCGCUGUUCGAGGGCACGGUUCGCGACAACCUGGACCCAGGCCACGUCCACGAUGACACGGAGCUGUGGAGCGCACUCGACCACGCGCGGCUCAAGGAGUAUGUGGCGAGCAUGCCCGGCAGACUGGAUGCACAGAUACACGAGGGAGGGUCGAAUCUCAGCCAGGGCCAGCGCCAGCUGGUGUCCCUGGCACGCGCGUUGCUCGCCCCGAGCAACAUCCUGGUGCUGGAUGAGGCGACGGCCGCGGUCGAUGUCGAGACGGAUGCAAUGCUUCAGACGACGCUGCGGAGCCCCGUUUUUAGCAACCGGACAAUUAUUACGAUUGCGCACCGGAUCAACACGAUCCUGGAUUCGGACCGGAUCGUGGUGCUCGACAAGGGCGAGGUGGCCGAAUUUGACACGCCGGCAGAGUUGGUGCGGCGCAAGGGUCUUUUCUACGAGCUGGUCAAGGAGGCGAACCUGUUGGGCGCGGUGGAGACGGUGACACCGCAGUGA
Messenger RNA from Diplodia corticola, 4626 nucleotides. RefSeq names its product abc metal ion transporter. NCBI's taxonomy places the organism in Eukaryota, Fungi, Ascomycota, Dothideomycetes, Botryosphaeriales, Botryosphaeriaceae. Gene Ontology annotation, cellular component: membrane. Gene Ontology annotation, biological process: transmembrane transport. The transcript is spliced from 8 exons. Gene Ontology annotation, molecular function: ATP hydrolysis activity; ATP binding; ABC-type transporter activity. The coding region runs from base 1 to 4626 and encodes 1541 amino acids. The record is from RefSeq and is a predicted model, not a curated record.